Molecule: messenger RNA, 6899 nt
Organism: Scylla paramamosain (green mud crab)
Lineage: Eukaryota; Metazoa; Arthropoda; Malacostraca; Decapoda; Portunidae
Product: dyslexia-associated protein KIAA0319-like protein
Biological process (GO): neuron migration
Cellular component (GO): membrane; cytoplasmic vesicle
Source: RefSeq, a predicted model, not a curated record
ACAAUUAGUGUGAAGGCUUGUUUAGUCUGUUUUUCUUCAUGAUGUGCCAAUCCAAAGGCCUGUCAGGAGUGAUCCCGCGCCACCUGUAGCACCAAGAUUAAGAUCAAGAUUAAAACCAGGUGCAGUGAAGCUGUGUCAGUGGCCAAGAUAAAGGCCAUACCAUGAGUAAUAACCACCGCGCCAGUGCCAACUUGACAGCUGUUGUUACUUUACUGUCUCUGGCGCUGAUUGCAUUGCCGUGUGCUAGUCAUUCACUGGACUCCAUCUUGGUGAAGGCACUACACUUAUCUUGCCCUCAGUUAGAUCCGGAGGUGCAUCAUGGAUUGGGAGUGGCUGAGGAUAUAACAGAGAAAAGAGAAGUGGUAGGCAGUGCACAAGACUUGAAUGCCUGUGUAAGUGCCUGCUGCAGCAGAGCCAAGUGUGGCAUUGCAGUCCUACAAGGGGAAGUAUGCCUAGCCCUUGAGUGUCAUAGCAUUGAUGCCUGCCACUUGAGGUCUGCCAGUGGGUCGCUGGCUGUGGUGGUGCAGCCAGCUGGUGAUGCUGAUUGGGUGCUUCCACCCAGUACCAAUGAAACCCAUGUGGAAUCCAAGGAAGAUGUGAAGAUCAACAGAACUGCACGUUUAAUGGACUUGAGAUGUGAAAUAGGAUUGAAUGAUUGUGGUCAGCAUGGUGUUUGUGAGCCAUUGGGAGACCAUCACAAGAAUGGCCAUUGCCGCUGUAAGGGUGGCUACUACUGGGAGGCUGCAGUGGGAGACUGUGUAGUUAAUUCCACAGGAAACUCCAGUGCAGAAGGAAUUCAUGCUACCACACCCACUCUCUCCAACACAUUUGCUCUUCCGAAUACUUCAAGUGCACCACAGACACCUCCUCCUGAGAAGAAUACAUCAUCCAAGCCACAGGUAGAGAAGUUGGUAGUGAAUAUUAAUAACAAGACUGUAGAACUUGCUGAGGGAAGCAGUAUCUAUGAAAGCAAGGUGACUCUUUCAGCCUAUGCUAUUGGAGGUGAUUCUGAUUGCAAAUAUGAGUGGAUGCUGCUGCAAAGACCUAAGAGUGAUGACACAGGGUCUGUGAGUGACUUACGGAGUCAAACCAUCACUCUGAUGCAUCUCAGCCAGGGUGUAUAUGUCUUCAAAGUGGAGGUGACAGCAGCAGGUGCACAUGGCGAGGCAGUGGGCAAUGUGACUGUCAAACCAGCCCAGCACACCAAUCAACCUCCGAAGGCCAUCAUUGUUGCCCCCUCACAAGCUAUAAAGCUGCCUACCUCAGGUGUCAUUAUUGAUGGCUCAACCAGUACAGAUGAUGAUGGGAUUGAGUCCUUUGCCUGGGAAGUGGUGACUGCACCACUUGGCUACAAGCUGAAGAACUCAGAGCAAGCUAGUCCCACAUUGCAGCUUACUGACCUCAUUGCUGGCAACUAUACUAUCAUGCUGCGAGUCAAGGACAAGGAGGGGCUGGAAGGCAAUGCCACAACCUUACUCACUGUAAUUAAGGAGACAGACUACCCACCCACUGCCAAUGCUGGAGGGGACCAGAUUAUCUACCUUCCUCAGACAGAGACAAUCCUGUAUGGCAACAUGAGCACAGAUGACCAUGGCAUUGAGGAGUGGGAGUGGACCAAGGGGCCAAAAGAUUCAGGGAAGGCAGUAGACAUGCAGGACACACGCACAGCAUUUCUUCACCUGAGCAAUCUGGAGGAGGGACACUACCAGUUUAUCCUACGAGUCACUGACGGCCUCCAUCAAUCCUCCAACACUUCAGUGUCUGUGUAUGUCCAACAGCCCAACCUGGCUGCUCCUAAAGCUAAUGCUGGUCCAGAUGUGCAAAUAGUAUUGCCCAACACCACAGUGCUAUUGGAUGGGGACAGGAGCACUGACACAUCUCUGAGCACACACUGGCUCUGGAUACAAGUCAGUGGUCCAAGUGUAGUUCAUUUGGCUACUCCAGACCAGCCCCAAACUUAUGCUGUAGGACUUACUAAAGGAGAGUACCAGUUCCAGCUAACAGUGUGGACUGGUGAUGAACCUGGCAAAAACACCAGUGACCUUGUAGCUGUGACUGUAAGACAGGAUCAUAAUGUAGCACCUACAGCUAAUGCUGGUGGAGACUUCAGUGUGACAUUGCCUGUUAGUGCAGUGGUAGUUGAUGGAUCCAAGUCCACUGAUGAUGUUGCAGUCACUAAGUGGUUGUGGCAGCGUGAUGCCACCUCCUUGGCUGCUGGACAGAUCAUCAAUAGCUCUGAUCACUCACCAGUCCUUAUGUUCACAGGGGUGGUGGCAGGGCGUUAUGUGUGGCGCCUCACUGUUUGGGAUGAUCAGGGAGCCUCAUCCUCAGACACUGUCUCCAUCAUUGUAAAUAAAGGACCCCACCAUUUGGAUGAAGUGACAGUGGUAGUGGGAGCUGACCUAGGUACUCUCAGCACCCUCCAGCUCUCUACCCUACUUCAGAAGAUGGAGUUGUUUUUGCACACUGCUGAUAGGGUGGUUACCAUUCACCUUAUCUCCCUCACUGGACUACCACACUCAGGUCAGGUGAGUGUGACCUUUGUAGCACAGACUGGCAAGGAUGUAGUUCCUGGGGUGGAAGUGGUGGCAACACUACAUCAUCAAGUGUUAUUGGAUUCCUCAGAAUUGCUGGACCUACCACUUCUUUCUGUAGACACUGUGGUCUGCCAGAACAACUGCUCAGGCCAUGGAGAAUGUGUGGAGGCAAGCCGGGAGUGCCACUGCCACACCUGGUGGAUGGAGUCCUUUUUCCGGCGCCACUUAGGGGAUGGCAUGCAGAAUUGUGAUUGGAGUGUGAUAUAUGUGUUUGUGAUCAUCUGUAUGGUGGUGUUGGUGUUGGGACUGGUAGUAUGGGGAAUGGCAGUGUUGGUUGGCCGCAGGCUGGUAGGCAACAGUCGGACACGACGUAAACCUCUCCGCUACUCUCUGCUCAGUGCUCAUGAUGAGAGUAUGAAGUUGCAGCCUCGCCCCUCAGGCAACCUCCUGGACUCAGCCUCUGAAAGCAACAGUGACGUGGAGAUUCACUUUGAUUCGCGGAUGAUGAAGCAUAAAGCAGAAAAGUCCAGGAAUGGAUACCACAAGCUUCCUAGAAUCCGCACCUAGCUACUGUGAUGUUCCAGCAGUAUAAUGUAAUGAUGGUGAUGAGUGGCCUAUCCAAAAGUAUGUAUUUUGUUUUUUGUUGUUAUAGGAAGGAGUUACUUUGCAUAGGUAUCGUUCAUUAUGCUUUUAAUCACUAGUGCAUUGAAAUCUUUAAAAGUGUGAGCAACUACAGUUAGCGACAUUCGCAAUUAGAACUCCCAGUGACAUGAGUGUCACAUUGCAUAAACUGGCAUCUUGUUCCUUCUUGGUCUGAAAAAAUUCUGCAGGGAGAAACCAUAGAAUAAAAGAUGCAGUGUUUGACAUAUUGACAUAAGGGAAAGUUAUCUUUUGUGACCACAUCCUUGCUUCAGUGAACAAAAUGGUUGUGUUUACUUUAAGCAAAGUAUUCUGCUGAGUUGAUGUGUGAUGCCUAGAAAAUAUACAUGCCAUGAUUACAUAAUAUGAGCGUUAAAGUGUUCAUAGAAUGGUGAAACAAAUAGAAAAAAAAAAAUAAGCCAUCUGACUAUUACAGUGAAAAGUCUGUUGAGUGUUUUGGUGAAGAAAUGGACUGAUGAGGGACGUGAGGAUGUGCCUCACCACAAACAUGGUGGUGGAGCACCCCAAAAUGUUUGACAACACCUUACAUGGUAUCAAAAGACCGUUAAAGGUAUAUCCUCAGCUUACAGCACAACAUCUAAAAAAAAAACAAAUAUUAUUGGGCAGCCCACCACCAUGUUUGUGAUGAGGCACAUCCUCAUGUCUCUCAUCGCUCCAUUUCUUCACCAAUGUAUUCAAUCUUUUCACUGCAAUAAUUAUGCAGCUUACAUUUUCUGUUUGUUUCACCAUUCUAAUGACACUCUAACACUAGUACUAUGUAAUCAUGGCCUGUAUAUUUUCUAGGUAUCGCACAUCACUUCAAUAGAGAACUUUGUUUGAAGCAAACACAGCCAUUUUGUUAGCCGAAGCAAGGAUGUGGUCACUUGCCUUCAACAAUAUUAAUUACAUUAAUAUUAUAUUUUGUUGUAAGUCUUUUUUAUCCAAAGUUUUGUAAAAUUUAUUGAACAUUCAUUUUUAUUGCAUCAAGAUUAUAUUAGGAUAGGUUAUUCUUGCCUGUUUGGCUGUUAUUUGUAAUGAUUUGAAGCACUGCACCCAGAACCAGAGUUUGAGAUUAUGCAUUCAUAUAUUCUAAUAUAUCUAGAUAUCUCUAGAGGGAAUAUAUAUAUAUAUAUAUAUAUAUAUAUAUAUAUAUAUAUAUAUAUAUAUAUAUAUAUAUAUAUAUAUAUAUAUAUAUAUAUAUAUAUAUAUAUAUAUAUAUAUAUAUAUAGUAUAUUUGUAACAUCAAGAUUAUGCAAUAUUUAGAAACAGUGUUUGGGCAAGUCUCAGGUUGUUAUUGACAUGCACUAGUAGGUUAUGUCAGAAUAGGUUAGGAUGUGUUUGUUGUGAGGUAAGCUAAGAGUGGUUUAUUUCAUUCCUUUGGUCUCGGGAAGUGUGUGUGUGUGUGUGUGUGUGUGUGUGUGUGUGUGUGUGUGUGUGUGUGUGUGUGUGUGUGUGUGUGUGUUCAUCUUGUCUUGGACAUCUCCUUCAUAGGGAUGUUGACAUAGUAUAUUGAUGGAUAUCUGCAUCAACAUCAUCAUCAUUAUUUAAUUUCUGUUUUUGUAUUUGAUUGUGUCUAUUUUCACUAACAGCUCCAAAGUGAACUAUGGACCAACUAAUUUUGGAGCUGUACAGAUUAGUUUUUUGUUAGAGUAGUGGGUUCACCAGAAAAGGCAGGCACAACCUGGGGAUUGAACUUGAGACCUGCUUGCCAAGAGGAUACGCCAACCACAGUCGGUUCUCAGUGGUAACCCUCACUAUUAUCCUUGUUCUCUGUUAUUUAUUAAGCACUAUUAUAGGCACAUAUUAUAUUACAUGGGUAGGAAAGGAAAAACCUAAUUGGCCUUUUUAACAUUGGUACUCAACAAGGUUCUCUUGUACCACCUAUUUACUUUACAUUAUUCAUCAAUCAUCUUCUUAAUCAAACUCUUUGUCUCAUGCUCUUAUGCUUAUGACUAACUUGCCUGUACAUUGAAUAUUCACAUCAAAAAUCUUUGCUUUCACAUCUCAUCUCAAUAAAGCUGUUUUCAUGAAAUUUGGUUUCCUGUUACUUACUGAUACAGUAGUCACCCUUCAUCCUCAUUCCUUUAUCCUUUCACUGGUGAACCCUGGAAUCUUCUAACCUGAUUCUGUUCUUCCACAUUAUGACUAGAACCUUUUGAGAGAAAAGUAACAAGAUAUCUCCUAAAUCAAACUGGCUAACCUGAUCAGUACCCUUUCCAUAACCUUGUGGUUAGCCUCCUUUGCACUUUACAUGCAAUAUAUAUAUAUAUAUAUAUAUAUAUAUAUAUAUAUAUAUAUAUAUAUAUAUAUAUAUAUAUAUAUAUAUAUAUAUAUAUAUAUAUAUAUAUAUGAAUUCUAGUCUGUUUUAUGCACAUGUGAUUUUUCUUCUCUUGAGUUGGUAUGAAAUAUUGAUAUCAUCUUGUACAUGUUAAUUAAAAGUAGUGAAGGAAAUAACUACUGUAACAUAUUAUCUGAACUACUGAGAAAUUAUUAGAUAUAGAAAUGCACUAGACAAAGUUUUAUUUUGCAAAUUCAGUUAUUCUGAGAGUUAAGUCAGAGUGUUAUUUUAUUGUAACAUAUAUAUAGAAAUAUUAUUACUCACAAUAUUUCCUGAAUAAUGUGAUGUACUUUGACAUAAUAUUACCAAGACAAUUGUAGCUGUCUGAAGUUGAAUGAUUGAAAGCUUUUGGGAGAUUUGUAUCAAGGAGGGUAACUUGUGCAUCUUGAUAAUUUUUACCUUCUUUGUGAGUGCUAUUGAUACUGUAGCUUGCUUAGUCUUACUGCUAGAACUCUCACUGGAACUCAUUGGUCUCUUGGAAGGCAUACUUAGCACUCGAGAGGCAAAGUAAGGCACAACCUAUACACCACGUGGUCAGUCACAUACACAACACCACACCAAAGACAGUGAAUGAAAAAACACACCAGCAGUAACACUGUAACACAUCCAAGCACCAAUCAGUCACAUAGAGCACUGUACACUGUACUUGUACUGUAUUGUAAAUAUGCCUGCAAGCAAAAUGAUGAUAGAGUACAAGUAAGGCAAUAAAGCCAUAAGGGUGGGAGUCUGAGAGAUACCAAGUUCAGUUUAAGAGUUCAGUUUAAAAGAGGACUGGCAGGGAGAAUGGUAGGUAGGGGACAGGAGAGGGAUGUGCGGUUCUCUUAUAGUGCUCACAAACUUAUCUUGGUGCAUCUGAAUUCUGAAUCGGCUGUAUGUCACUAUACACUCUGGACAUAUUAAUGAGAGAGUGCAGAAAGGCUCACAUUUUAAACAUUGUAAUUUUUCUUGCCUCAGACUGAAGCUCAGAUCAUUGGAUUUUUGUGCUCGUAUAAAGAAAAUAGUGCCUAAUUUACACAUCUCUUUUCAUUGGAUUCUCACAUAAUGGAUGUUCAUAUAACGGGACUUCCCUGUGCUGUAAUCAAAACCCAAAAAUGUUUUGUAGUAUGAUCUUUCGUCAACAUAGUAGUUGUUGUGAAACUCCCCCAAUUCAUCAAAGCUGCAGAAAAAGGAUUUCAAAUCUGCACCAGUGCCAAAUCAGUGCUAAAAAUUUUUUUUUGACAUCCAAGAGACUGAAGGAAUUCCUUCCUUCAAGUCAAACUGUAUACAGAAAAUUUUAAUUUGAAAUUUGCAAGUGUCAAAUGUAGAUAGAGCAUCUGCUGCCAAUAUCCAGAACACUGGUAAAAAAUAAGGGUAAGUACCUUGUUGCAAAAAAAAAAAAAAAAGCA